Molecule: messenger RNA, 604 nt
Organism: Drosophila arizonae
Lineage: Eukaryota; Metazoa; Arthropoda; Insecta; Diptera; Drosophilidae
Source: RefSeq, a predicted model, not a curated record
GUUGUUCCAACUAAAGUUUCAAUACGCAAUUUUCGGCGCGAUUUUAUUCACAUGGCAAUCGAAAGCCUUGAAAUACCUGUUCGUCCCUGAGGAGGACCAGUUCUACAGCGAGUGCCAAAAUUCAGCACAUAACGUCCUUAACGUUCAUGAAAUGUGCGAUAUGUCAGAGUUAACCUUUACACGAGAAGGCGAUAAACUAGCAGUUUCGGGCAAUGCUUCCUUUAAGUGGGACAUUCAACCUGGCGAUCGUGUUUUGAUGAGCUUUCAAUUAUUUAAGUUCGAUCGUAUAAGCUGGGUGCAAACACCUUUCGGUAUGACCGUUCCUGACAUCUGCCCCAUUCUGUAUGACGAGCCUCAGUAUUGGUAUAAGUAUUGGACUCAAUUUAUAACCAAUAAAGCAGCUGUUAAAGAUAAAUGCUUUUACCCCGGAACUACAUUUAUUCACGAGCCGUUUGUUAUAAACUUAAUAUUCGAUAUUACUGGACUGCCUUUACAUGGACGACAUAAAAUUGUUGUCACAAUCAGAGCCUUUAGCUGGAUGAAUGUGGAACGAGAAUCUAGCAUCUGUAUCGAGCUAGUGGGAGAGUUUGAAAGGCUAAAUUAG